Molecule: messenger RNA, 1640 nt
Organism: Polychytrium aggregatum
Lineage: Eukaryota; Fungi; Chytridiomycota; Chytridiomycetes; Polychytriales
Product: delta5 fatty acid desaturase
Exons: 3
Coding region: 1-1365 (454 amino acids)
Biological process (GO): lipid metabolic process
Cellular component (GO): membrane
Molecular function (GO): oxidoreductase activity, acting on paired donors, with oxidation of a pair of donors resulting in the reduction of molecular oxygen to two molecules of water
Source: RefSeq, a predicted model, not a curated record
AUGAUCACCACCACCACCACCGCCGCCGACCCCGCCGCCCUCCCGGCCUUCACCUCGGAGCAGCUCGCCGCCCAUAACACCGACGCCUCGCUCUGGGUCGCCAUCCGCGGCAUGGUCUACGACGUCACCCAGUUUGCCAACCGCCAUCCCGGCGGCAAGGACAUGCUGCGGAUCGCUGCCGGUCGGGACGCCACCCAGAUGUUUGAAAUGUACCAUCCGCUCGAGACCUCCAAGCUCCUGUCCAAGUUCCGGAUCGGCCGGCUCGUCUCGGCCCGCACCCCAACCUUCCCGGAGCCCUCGGUCUUCCACCGGACCAUCAAGCAGCGGGUCGAGCUCGAGUUUUUCAAGACCAGGGACCUCAAGAACCACCUCGGCGCCUGGAUCCGCUACGCAGUCGUCUUUGCCUCGCUGCUGGUCUCCUACUAUCUGCAGUUCUACUCGCCCGUGUUCUCUCAGUCGCUGUGGCUGCAGAUCCCUCUGGCCGUGAUCCUGGGCUUUGCCUGUGCCCAGAUCGGCCUCAAUCCCCUGCACGACGGCACUCACUGCGCCAUCACCCGCUCGCCUCUUGUCUGGACCAUCCUCGGCUCGACUCACGACUUUUUCAACGGAACCUCUCAUCUCAUUUGGAUCUACCAGCAUGUGGUCGGGCAUCAUCCCUUCACCAACAUCACCGGCGCUGAUCCCGACAUUACCACCGACAUCCGCCGCGUUGAGGAGCAGCAGCGCUGGAGCCCGUUCUAUCGUUACCAGGCAUACUUUAUUCCAGUUGCAUACGGCUUGCUGGCGCUCAAGUUCCGCCUGUCGGAUAUCAAGACCCUGUACAUCACCAAGAGCAUGGACGGCCACCAGAUCAACCCCCCUCCUCUCCACCACCAUCUGAUCUUUUGGGGCGGCAAGCUCUUCUGGGCCUUCUACCGGGUUGUUCUCCCCCUGGCCUUUGGCGUGCCCCUGUCGACCGUCCUGAUCCUGCUCGUUGUCUCGGACUUGGUGUCGUCCUACUGGCUCUCGUUCACCUUCCAGGCUAACCACGUCGUGGAUGAUGUCCUCUGGCCCCAUCCCGACAAGGGCGGCCAGAUCACCAUGGACUGGGCGGAGAUGCAGGUCCAGACGACGCUCGACUAUGCGCACGAGUCGUGGUUCUGGACCUCGACCGCUGGAGCCCUGAACUACCAGGCUGUGCACCACCUGUUCCCUGGCGUCAACCAGCACUGGUACCCUGCCAUCCUCGACAUUGUCAAGGAGACGUGCAAGGAGUUCAACAUCAAGUACAUCAUCGAGCCCUCGUUCAACCAGGCGCUGCGAAAGCACCUGUCUCACCUUGAUAAGAUGGGACAGGAGCCCAAGGGCAGUUCCAAGCGUGACUGAUCGGGCUUGCAUCCCCUGCACCACCUUCGAGCGGGCGCUUCUUCCCUGGUCCUUCUGGCCACAUGCACCUGUGCACUCUGUUAUUGAUCUUUGCCGAAAUCUUCCUUUGCUCCAGCCCUCCGUUGCCACCGAUUUUACCCAUCCGAUACUUUCCCGAGGCUAGUCCUGCGUUCUUCUGUCCAAGUGGCCCCUCCUGCGUCCUCAGCGACAGCGGCACCAUGGCGUGCCUUUCUUUCCUCCUCCCCUCCCGAAUAAUAUGUGUGUGUGUCAGUCCA